Messenger RNA from Fusarium odoratissimum NRRL 54006, 324 nucleotides. RefSeq lists its product as uncharacterized. The transcript has a single exon. The record is from RefSeq and is a predicted model, not a curated record. Bases 1 to 324 code for a protein of 107 amino acids. Lineage: Eukaryota; Fungi; Ascomycota; Sordariomycetes; Hypocreales; Nectriaceae.
AUGGUUUUUUCUACCUUCAAGGGUCGAACGUGGGAGCAGCACCGUAGCUUCACACCCCCCACUAUCUCUCGCUGCGACAUAAGCUGCCCUGUAAAAGGUCCCGGAGGUUUCGAUGUAAAAGUCAUGCUUACUAUCAGGUACCCGAAACUUCAAUUCUACCGCUUCUUUCAUGUCAAGCGAGUCAUCAAUGCCGACGGCAAGUAUGGCAUUUGGCAUACUGUAUGGGCGCCAGAGGCUGUGAAUUCCGGUGACCCCAAAACAUACAGUGGCCAACACAAGCAACAAACACGAGAUAGACUGCAAGAGAUGGAUUGUGCCGCCUAG